This is a messenger RNA of Rotaria sp. Silwood2, 1418 nucleotides long. NCBI's taxonomy places the organism in Eukaryota, Metazoa, Rotifera, Eurotatoria, Philodinida, Philodinidae. The record is from the annotation of a GenBank genome assembly.
AUGAAUGUACGUGAACUACUUAUACGCGGUGUUUAUGAUUAUGAUGUUGAACGACCGGCUGCUGUUCAACAAAGUGCAAUCAAAACAUGUAUUUCCGAUCAUGAUGCUCAUAUCCCAGUACGGUCGGGUACAAAGAAAAUGAAAGCGGUUGCUAUUCCGAUAUUACAACAACUCGACGUUAAAGUUGCGGAUUAUCAAGUUUUAAUUUUAACACCCACUCAAGAGUCGGUUCAGGAAAUUCAAAAAAUAGUUUUAGCCCUCGGUCAUUAUGUAGAUGUCACAUGUUAUGCUUGUAUCGAUGGCAUUAAUACUCGUAACGAUGUGAAACGUCUUGAAGCAGGUGCCCAAAUUGUUGUCGGUACACCAGAAUGUGUUUACGAUAUGCUGGAAAGAUCAGUUCUUCGUAGGUGCUCGACGGUAUUGCCCCUAUUGAGAUAUCUUUAUUUCUAUCUUAGAAAGCAAAAAUAUCAAAUUACUCAUACUAAACGAAGCUGAUGAAAUGUUAUCACAUGAUUUCAAAAAACAAAUCUGUAAUAUGUUUAAAAUCAUCCCACAAAACAUACAGGUUAUUCAUCUGUCAGCUACUAUGCCAAGCGACGUACUCGAAGUGGCGACUAAAUUCACGAAGAAUUCGAUUAAGAUUGUUGUUAAAAAUAAGUUAACCCUCGAAGAGAUUCGUCAAUUUUAUGUUUUUGUCGAACGUGAGGUAAAACAAAUGGACAAAAUCUUACGAAACAGGGAUUAGAUAUUUAUUUGAAUGCCUUCUAGGAACAGAAAAUAGAUACACUUUGUGAAUUUUACAAAACUUUUCGAAUCGAACGAGCUGUGAUUUUUUGCAACACACUUCGAAAAGUUAAAUGGUUAACAAAAGAGUUGAGCUCACGAGAUUUUACUGUAUCCACUGUGGUAAGUGUAAUGUUGACAUUUUGUUGUCAUUUUCGUUAAAGGACUUGUGAUCAAUGUUACCAACCAUUCAAAUUUUCUUGGCUUCAUACAUGUAAUCAUCUGGACUAGACAGAAUGUUACAUAAAUCAAUCGUAAACGCAUUGUUCUUUUCUGUUUAGUGGUCUUCACAUUAAAAAAAAUUAGAACAAAUAAGUAGUGAUACAAACUCUAUUGUCUCUUUUUUCUUCAUUCUAGCAUGGUAAUAUGGGUAAGACGGAAAUUCGCCAAUAAGAAUUUCGACAACGGAAUUUCGACAAUAUUGCCGAAUUUCGAAAACUGCCUAGGUCUUCCCCAAAGUACGACAAUAAAAAAUCUCAUUCGGAAUAUUAUUGUCCAUGGCUAAAACAAUAAAAUACCUCAUGAAAUUUUUUAUUGUAGUACUUUGGAAACAGUCUAGACAGUUUUCGAAAUUCGGCAGUAUUGCCCAAAUUCCGUUGUCGAAAUUCUUAUUGGCGAAUUUCCAGUAAACCGGU